CUAAGCAAUAUUUAUACGUUCGAUGUCCUAUUAUUUGACCUAUCGAAACGAACUUUGACACUUUCAUUCGGUGUCCCGACUCCAAUUUAUACGUUAAUUAAACCACAGUCCUCCAAGUAAACACUGACCGAGAAAGAUGAUCCUCCGUCCAUCCUACCAACUACUCUCUGCUCUACGUCAUAUACCCACCUACCCAACAUUCUUAUCCAGAGCGCUAGUUUCGGUAACAGUGAAUCCAGAAAAGGGUUUGGUUGAUGAGCAAUUGUCUGUGAGUGUUUCUGGUUUGAAACCUGAAGAAAAUGUCACAGUCAGUGCCACAAUCGAACAGAGCUCAAAGAAAAGAGAAACCGUUUUCAGGUCUUUCGGACAUUUCAAAGCUUCAGUUGACGGAUGUGUUAAUCUGGUCACUGACCCAUGUUUAGCGGGAACUUACACUGGAAUUGAUCCCAUGGGAUUAUUUUGGAGUAUGACUCAGGCAGUUGGAAAACAUGGUAGAAUUAUGACUCAUGAUGCCACCAAAUCUUUGGAUUACACUAUGAUGGUCCACCCUGGUCAUAUCUCACAGCACUCUGAUUUUUCUUCUGAUAUAAAACCAUUGGCAACGAAGUUGGUUCAACGAUCGUUUAUGAGAUCUGGUGUCCGCAAAAUCACAGUUAACCACGGAAGACUUCGGGGUAGUUUAUUCAUACCAAGUGACGAAACGACCAACAGACAACAACGACGACGGUAUCCUGCUGUGAUAGACCUGUUUGGUAGCACCGGUUCUUUGAUAGAAUCCAGAGGGGCUCUGUUAGCAUCCAAUGGAUUUAUCACUUUAAGUUUGGCCUAUUUUGCUUAUAAAGACUUACCUUCAGUCGUCAACGAGGUUGACUUUGAAUAUUUCGAAGAGGCUAUUGAUUAUCUUAUGAACCACGAGCAGGUUUCCUGUGAGAAAGGUAUAGGUGUGUUAGGGACAUCUCUGGGAGGGGUAAUAGCUCUAUAUAUGGCCAAAGAGUGUCCGCAAGUAAGCGCUGCUAUAAGUAUUAAUGCUACCCCAACCUUCUUUGUUUUUAGCAUCCGCCAUAACGGUAAACAGCUGCCAUAUUGCUGUUCAAUUGAUUGUGGCCAUACUGUAUACAGUGAUGAUGGAUGCAUGAUUACAAAUUGGAAAACAGAUGAAUCUAAAUUGUUUUAUUUAGAUGAAAGUUCUCGUAGUAAAGUAUUGUUUUUCAUCAGCGGUGAUGACCCUUUACUUUACGCUGAUGACUAUUACAUGUGGCUCAAAAACUUAACACCCGCGAAAAAAAAAGAUGUUGAAUUUAUUAUAUACGAGGGUGCUGGCCACCUCUUGGAACCUCCAUAUACCCCUCUCUUUAAUUCUUGUUAUUCUACAUACUUUAGGGGGCCUGCUAUUUUUGGGGGUUACCCUCGACAACAUGCUGAGGCACAAGAAAAGUCCUGGUUAAAAAUCAGGGAAUUUUUUACCGAAAAUCUAUAAAAAUUUCGACUGUGAUUCUUAUUGGUGUUUAUAUCAGUUUGCAAUACAUCAAAUAUUUAUGAUUGCACCUGUCAGCUUGGUGCAGGGAAUGCGCUAAUUAUUUGAUCACCAUAAUAAUUAUUUGAUCCCUGUAAAUGAACUAUUUGUGCAGGUUGACCAGCAAGAAAUUGCAGAAGCGUCUUUCUCACACCUGAAAGACUACCAAUAUAUUAGAGACAAUAAUACUAACGAUAGAUGUUUACAUUAAGUAGGGGUGGUCACAGAUGAAUUGGUAUCAGAAGGGUUAACCCUUUAGCCUGAAAACAGGCAAUAUCUGACCAAAAUAUUCUAGAUGUUUUAUAUUCAAAUUGGACACAUUUUACUUCUCACACCUGCCCUUCAAUGUCAUUCUAGAUUAAAACAAUCACAUCAUUGAAAUCUCAAAGCUAUGAGAUAAUGCAUGAUUAAUUCCAAACUAGGCCAAAUCCAGCCUCUCACACCUACCCUGCAAUGUCCUUCUAAAAAUAAACAAUCACAUCAUUGAAAUCUCAAAGCUAUGAGAUAAUGCAUGAUUGAUUGAAAACAAGGCCAGACCCAGCCUCUCACACUGGCUCUUCAAUGUCAUUCUAAAAAUAAAAAAUCUUAUCAUUGCAAUCUGAAAGCUAUGAGAUAAUGCAUGAUUAAUUCAAAAGAAUGUGAAUUAAUAAGCAUCACAUUCAAAAAUAAUCCAAAU
This is a messenger RNA of Octopus sinensis (East Asian common octopus), 2189 nucleotides long. Its product is annotated as acyl-coenzyme A amino acid N-acyltransferase 1-like. Gene Ontology annotation, biological process: acyl-CoA metabolic process; fatty acid metabolic process. Bases 137 to 1477 code for a protein of 446 amino acids. Lineage: Eukaryota; Metazoa; Mollusca; Cephalopoda; Octopoda; Octopodidae. The record is from RefSeq and is a predicted model, not a curated record. The transcript has 2 exons. Gene Ontology annotation, molecular function: fatty acyl-CoA hydrolase activity.